CCGCUUUUUCUUGUUAUUGUUUACUCUCACACUGUCACAUGCAUAAGUAAAUAAAUCCAGAAUUUAAAGCAAAAUGAGUUUAUUAUGGGCAGAUAAAUACCGUCCAAAGGAUUUGGGCACCCUGGAUUAUCAUAUACAGCAAGCGCAAGAACUGAAAAACCUUGUGGCAAGUAGCGAUUUUCCACACUUACUAAUCUAUGGCCCCAGUGGUGCUGGCAAAAAAACUCGAGUUAUGUGCAUCCUGCGAGAGUUAUUCGGACCCGGUGUCGAACGACUGAAGAUAGAAACAAUAACAGUUGUAACCCCCUCAAAUAAAAAGGUAGAAAUCAUGACUGUAAACAGCACUUAUCAUAUUGAAAUAAACCCUUCAGACGUGGGCAUAUACGACAGAGUUAUAGUAAUGGAUUUGAUCAAGAAUAUUGCUCAAACCCAGCAGAUAGCUACGACGAAUAAUCAGAGGGAAUUUAAGGUUGUAGUUCUUACUGAGGUUGAUAAUUUGACUAAAGAUGCACAGCAUGCACUAAGAAGAACAAUGGAAAAAUAUUCGGGGAAUUGCAGACUGAUCCUUUGUGCUACAUCCUUGUCACCUGUCAUACCUGCUAUUCAAUCUCGUUGUUUACCCAUUAGAGUACCUGCACCGAGUACUACAGAAAUAUCUACAAUUUUAAAAAAAACAUGCAAAAACGAAGGACUCACCCUAACAACCACCCUAGCAGACAAAAUAGCAGCCUCAGUAAAUGGUAACUUACGCAGAGCCCUAUUGAUUUGUGAGACUUGUAAAGUGGAAGGCAACUUAAUAGAAAAUAGACCAAUUCCCCAGCCAGAUUGGAAGAGAUUUAUUGAGCGGACUUCCGAUUUAAUAACUUCACAACAAAACCUCACCACCUUAAUCGCUGUAAGGGAACACUUAUAUGAAUUGCUCGCCAAUGGAAUACCACCCGAAAUUGUUCUGAAGGAAUUGUUGAUCUCUUUGGUCUUAAAGUGUGAUAGGGACAUGGUUCCGCAAGUAUUAAGAGAGGCGGCCAUAUAUGAACAUAGGAUGACCCAAGGUAGUAAGCAUAUUGUCCAUUUGGAAGGAUUUGUAAGUAAGUUUAUGGUUAUGUAUCAAAUCAAUUUGCAAAAUAUGAUGAAAGGUUUCUAGGUUAAGUUAAUCUUGUUAAAUACUUUUUUAUGUCUCUUUUUUUAAUAAAAUAUGUUUUUUUCA
Messenger RNA from Anthonomus grandis grandis, 1204 nucleotides. It is a transcript of the gene RfC38, whose product is annotated as replication factor C subunit 3. Gene Ontology annotation, molecular function: ATP hydrolysis activity; DNA binding; DNA clamp loader activity. NCBI's taxonomy places the organism in Eukaryota, Metazoa, Arthropoda, Insecta, Coleoptera, Curculionidae. Bases 74 to 1141 code for a protein of 355 amino acids. The transcript has 2 exons. The record is from RefSeq and is a predicted model, not a curated record. Gene Ontology annotation, biological process: DNA-templated DNA replication; DNA repair. Gene Ontology annotation, cellular component: nucleus; DNA replication factor C complex.